GGGAUCCAGGACGCGCUUUGUGUUCUAUUUGAAGCGGACGGUCCCAGAGAGAACAUCAACUCUGAUAUGCAAGUGCAUUCAGCUGACGAGUUCCAAAUAGGACGAAACACGCGUCAAACUGGCUAACUUCUGGCUUAUCAUCAUGGCUUAUAAUGAUAAUACGUUUAAAGUUGUAGAUUCAAGGUAUUGUGGUUACGGAGAAAAGACAUUAUAUGAGAAAAAUCUAUUUAGUUUAUUGAAAGCAUAUCAUAACUUGAAAAGUUGUCUAAUGAAAUCCUUCAGAGAGAAAAACUCUUUAACUUGUAAGUUGUCAUUGUCUUUUCCAGCCGCCUCACCAUUUGUGGAUGUUUUGAAACUAACUACACUGUCUGGGUCAUAUGAAUGUCUAUUUAUAAAUUCACUUGAUUUUUUAAAGCAGUUUACAUUGACCUCACAAAGUGAUCACUUUCUGAACUCAUCUCUGAAUAUUAUUCUGAGAGACUACCAUGGGGAACCGGAAAGCACUGGGCAGCUGUUUCGUCUUAGUAUGGGACUCCUCAGUUGUGUGUGUCCACGAUCCUGCCCCUCGGGACUAUAUUAUUUCCCUUCAUCAAAUUUUUGAUCAUUCAGAAACUUUCUUCCUACUCAUACUAUGAGUUAAUCAUUCUUCUAUGUUUCAACAUACUAUCUUCGUUGUUAAUUAACUGUAAAUAUAAUUCCACAGCUUGUUAAAUGAUAUUGUCUAAAAGAAAGUUUGUUUUAAUGGAUUGCCUUUCAUUCUUUUUCAAUGACACCAUGGGUUAGUUUUGUUAUUACUUCUUUGUUCGAAAUAAUAGGUGAUGCGAGUUUCUUAAGUUCG
This is a messenger RNA of Schistosoma bovis, 838 nucleotides long. The record is from the annotation of a GenBank genome assembly. Lineage: Eukaryota; Metazoa; Platyhelminthes; Trematoda; Strigeidida; Schistosomatidae.